AUGGCCUCUAAAUCUCAAGAGAGCAUCAUCAUAGGGCCCAAGCCCACCAAAGCAUGCGUCAACUGUCGGCGCCAAAAGAUGAAAUGCCAGGUUGAGCCGGGCUCGAGUGUAUGCAGACGCUGUCGCGUCCAGAAAAUCGACUGCAUUUUCAAACCCCGCGCAAAUGCCGCUAUCAUCAGAGAAUCCGUCGACGUGAGGCCCGAGCAGACCAAAAGAGCCUCGGUCUCGGAUCCUAGUUCGGUGCUUGGACGCCUUGAAGUUAUCGAGGCUCUUCUCGGAAUCCGCUCGGCUUCUAAGCCAGCCCACUCUUCCCCCGGUAGCCAAACCGAUGCUGGUCCGUCGGGUGCUUUUCUGUCGCUAGAGGAUGACGAAGACCCUGAGUUCAGCGGGCUCAGGCCGGCUGUCUCUCAGCUAAGAUGCCUCGCAAGACAGCCCCAGAACGACAGAAUCUGGGCGCCCUCCGUCAUGAAGCAGCUAUGGACCUCAUUCCACGACAACGUGCCGGGCCUCCACUUCCUGUCUAAGAAGCAGACCUUCUCCUCCCCCACGCCCCUUCUUCUUGCAUCCGUCCUAUACGUGUCGGCCCUGCAUCACCCUGUCGCCGACGUUGCUUCACUGGCCCCGGACUACUUUGUACUGACUUGUAGCGCUAUUUCCGACCUGUCCGUCCCCUCGCCGCGCCAAAAUGAGCCAUUCAACGACGAGAACCUUUCCGAGGAGCAGCGGGGAUUCCAGGAUGUUCUUGGCCUAAUCCUUGCCGGACUUGUGUCGGAAGCUUACAUCAAGGAGACCGGCAUCUGGAUCUCGAUCGGCUAUAGAAUCCUUCUCGACUACUGCCCGAUGAACAUUGAUGAAAGGUCACGAGAGUGGUGCGGUCUCUUCCGAGGGCUCCAGAUUAUCGAUCUGGAACACGCCUCUUUGUACAUGUCUUGCCCGAUUCUGCCACGAAAGGCGCCCUUGGCGUCACUGCUGCAACUGCAAACAUCUGGCGGAGAUCCGUACGAUCAUCUUACUCAGAUGAUGCAUAUCGGUCUGUCGCAUUUCACUGGCCGCGGGAUUCCAACAAUAUGGUCUUUCAUUUUUUCCCAUGAGGCGGAUCGCUCGUCGCAAGCAGCUACACCGUUCACAGAAAAUGACCUUGGUGUCAUUAAGCACUGGGCUCGCCAGCUUGAUGACUGGCUUGUUCGAUACAGCGGAGUAUCGCGACCGUCGGCGAUUGACAACCCUAAUCUUGCUUUAUUCCGACAGUACAUACUGCAACGGCUGUUUGUUCUGUCAAUUUACCACCCCGCAAGAGGCUUCAAUAUGUUUGCCAGGAAUGUGGCAUCCGCCGAGCGCCAAGAGCUUCUCCUUUCUGCUCGCGCUGCGCUUAGACUGCACAAUGACGAUCACGGAAUCUGGAGUAAUUGGGACUUGGUGAUGAUUACAUGGGCUGCUCUGCUAGUGCUCCAAGGCAUAGAAGAUGGCACGGGUGAAUCAGACGACCUUCGCCUGAUACAAUCGCACCUCUUGACCCUCAAGCACACAAGCCAACCCCCGCCCAGUCUCCGCCAUCAACUAGCCUCCCGCCUCGAGACCGAUCUCCAGCGCUUGCGAACCCCUCCGACCAGUCCGUCUAGCAAUCCCAACACCAGCUCUCUCGCAUCCGCGAACAAUCCCAGCGACACGAACCCGUGGGCUCUGUUCAACCAAGAUAGCAUCCGCCUGGACUCUCCAUCGUGGCAAUUCGCACCGAAGCAAAACUAUUUCAAUGGACCAAUGUCCGUGGACGGCCAACAGCAACAGCAGCAACAAAUUCCCAUCGAUCCCAUGGCCGUACAAGGGACUCCGUCAAUCAUCCCUCAGCCAGGGGCCAACGGAUCGAUCGGACCUGAGCAGUGGCCGCCGGCGCUCAUGCGCUUGUUCGGCGGCGGCGAGUUCGACAUCGAUCCGGAGAGCGGCGAGCCGGUCAAUGAUGUCAUGUAG
This is a messenger RNA of Diplodia corticola, 1965 nucleotides long. RefSeq names its product protein prib. The transcript has 8 exons. Gene Ontology annotation, molecular function: DNA-binding transcription factor activity, RNA polymerase II-specific; zinc ion binding. Gene Ontology annotation, biological process: regulation of DNA-templated transcription. Bases 1 to 1965 code for a protein of 654 amino acids. NCBI's taxonomy places the organism in Eukaryota, Fungi, Ascomycota, Dothideomycetes, Botryosphaeriales, Botryosphaeriaceae. The record is from RefSeq and is a predicted model, not a curated record.